This is a messenger RNA of Tachyglossus aculeatus (Australian echidna), 3438 nucleotides long. It is a transcript of the gene RBPJ, whose product is annotated as recombination signal binding protein for immunoglobulin kappa J region. The coding region runs from base 182 to 1642 and encodes 486 amino acids. Gene Ontology annotation, molecular function: RNA polymerase II cis-regulatory region sequence-specific DNA binding; DNA-binding transcription activator activity, RNA polymerase II-specific. The record is from RefSeq and is a predicted model, not a curated record. Gene Ontology annotation, biological process: Notch signaling pathway; regulation of transcription by RNA polymerase II. Gene Ontology annotation, cellular component: nucleus; MAML1-RBP-Jkappa- ICN1 complex. NCBI's taxonomy places the organism in Eukaryota, Metazoa, Chordata, Mammalia, Monotremata, Tachyglossidae. The transcript has 12 exons.
GCGCCUGUUGUGACAGGUCAUUGAAAUUGUGUAUGAGACUGUCAUUCAAAUGGAAGCGUAAUAGUUCUUCGGAGCCAUUAUGAUCUCAAAAGGAAAGGAGAAUGAUACACUGGCUGAGGUGUUUUGAGGUGCAUCGAAGUGUGCUGAGCCGUGGCUCACCUUAACAUGUUCUUGAAGUACCAUGGCGUGGAUUAAAAGGAAAUUUGGUGAGCGGCCCCAACCUAAACGACUCACCAGGGAAGCAAUGAGAAAUUAUCUAAAAGAGCGGGGUGAUCAAACAGUACUAAUCCUCCAUGCAAAAGUUGCACAGAAGUCUUAUGGAAAUGAAAAACGGUUUUUUUGUCCACCUCCUUGUGUGUAUCUUAUGGGCAGUGGAUGGAAGAAAAAAAAAGAGCAAAUGGAACGGGAUGGUUGUUCUGAACAAGAAUCUCAACCGUGCGCUUUUAUUGGAAUAGGAAAUAGUGACCAAGAAAUGCAGCAGCUGAACUUGGAAGGAAAGAAUUAUUGCACAGCCAAAACGUUGUACAUAUCAGAUUCAGACAAGCGAAAGCACUUCAUGUUAUCUGUAAAAAUGUUUUACGGCAAUAGCGAUGAUAUUGGGGUGUUUCUCAGCAAAAGGAUCAAAGUCAUCUCCAAGCCUUCUAAAAAGAAGCAGUCAUUGAAAAACGCUGACUUAUGCAUCGCAUCAGGGACAAAAGUGGCACUAUUUAAUCGACUUCGCUCCCAAACAGUAAGCACCAGAUAUUUGCAUGUAGAAGGAGGCAAUUUCCAUGCCAGCUCGCAACAAUGGGGCGCCUUUUACAUUCAUCUCUUGGAUGAUGAUGAAUCAGAAGGAGAAGAAUUCACGGUGCGAGAUGGCUACAUCCAUUAUGGACAAACAGUCAAACUUGUGUGUUCAGUUACAGGCAUGGCACUCCCAAGAUUGAUAAUUCGAAAAGUCGAUAAACAGACCGCGUUACUGGACGCAGAUGAUCCGGUGUCCCAGCUCCAUAAGUGUGCAUUUUACCUUAAGGAUACAGAAAGAAUGUACUUGUGCCUUUCCCAAGAGAGAAUAAUCCAGUUUCAAGCCACUCCAUGCCCCAAAGAACCAAAUAAAGAGAUGAUCAAUGAUGGAGCUUCUUGGACAAUCAUUAGUACGGAUAAGGCAGAAUACACAUUUUAUGAGGGGAUGGGACCUGUCCAUGCUCCAGUAACACCUGUGCCUGUGGUAGAAAGUCUUCAGUUGAAUGGCGGCGGGGAUGUAGCAAUGCUAGAACUUACAGGACAGAAUUUCACUCCAAAUUUACGUGUCUGGUUUGGGGAUGUGGAAGCCGAAACCAUGUACAGAUGCGCGGAGAGCAUGCUCUGUGUUGUCCCAGACAUUUCCGCAUUCCGAGAAGGUUGGAGAUGGGUCCGUCAGCCAGUUCAAGUCCCAGUAACUUUGGUCCGUAACGACGGGAUAAUCUAUUCCACCAGCCUUACCUUUACGUACACCCCGGAACCCGGGCCCCGGCCCCACUGCAGCGCGGCGGGCGCCAUCCUCCGAGCCAACUCGAGCCUCCUGGCCUCUAACGAACCGAACACGAACAGCGAGGGAAGUUACACAAACGUCAGCACAAACCCAACCAACGUCACAUCAUCCACAGCGACGGUAGUGUCCUAACUACCGUCGAGCGCGAGGACUCGGGCGGACUUCUGAGUGCUGCAGACGAGGAAAACGGAGCGGGCUUUUGCGGUUUUCUGGAGAAACGGUUUGCCAUCCUCGGUGACGAUACUCUUUGAACCCCGUUACCUGCAAGUGCUAAUUUGAAAAGCCGAAGCCACAAUAAAAAAAAAAAAAAAAUACAACGAAAAUGUAAAAAGACUCUAUUGAAAAUCUAUUUUUCAGCUGUUUUUUUUUUUUUUUUUGGUUUUUGGUUUUUGGUUUUUGGUUUUUUUUUUUAAAGGACAAGAAAUAGAAACGUGGCUGGGAUAAAAGUUAAGCAAACUAGAAAACAUGAACAUAACAUAGUUUUUACGGACCAAGGAACUUGUAUAAGCUUUAGUAAAAGGUACAUUUUCACCAUACCUUUUUUGUAUCACAGCAUAUAGUACACUUUUGUUACCAAAUAGUUUAUAUUUUUUUUUUUCCUCUGAGGUUUUGCUCCGAAGUAUAUUCAGGUUCCAGGCCUGGCCAUGCUUGUAUAAUCUAAUUACCAUACUCUUCCAGUUUAAAAAAAUAUAUAUUUUUGGUCUGUGGCUGGAACUGUUCCUUUUUUUAAACUGAAGUCUUGUGACUUUUUAUGAACUGAAAUUAUUUUGAUUUCAGCAAGUAGAACCUUGUAAAGGCCAGCAUAUUUUUUUUAAGAUUAUAUGAAGUCUGUGCAAAAGCUUUAAAAAAAGAUGCCUCUGCCUUGCCUCCAAUACAUGCAAUGUAUGUUAACUUAGUGGUCUAUUUUCAGUCAUUGUUGAUAGUUAUUUCUGUGUUUUCCUUUUUUAAAAAAUUGUAUUUAUAGUGGUAAUUCAAGAUGUUCUAACAUUUACGUGAAUUCAGAUGGGGCGGUUCCAACGGUCAUGUCGGACCGUCAAGUCACAGAAAAUGUUGGUGUUUGAAGGGUUUUUUUUUUUCUUUUUUAAAUUUCAAAUCAUUAACUCAUCAAUGUUUUCCAGGAGCUGUUCAGGUGUCCCGUCCCGUCCCGUCCCCCCCACCCUUUAUCUUGUACAUAACGUGUAUUACGUGUAAGUUAAACUUUGUUUUUCAAUGUGGAAUGUUCCCAAUGGCUUCAUUUGGCCUGUUUGGCGUGUGACAAAAGUAGCAGGAGAAGUAUUUGCUACCAGAGAGAUUGUUAGGUUGUGCCCCCUUCUUAUGUGAGGAGAGGAAUUCAACAAAAGCAUGUUUUUAUUGCCUUUACAUCUUUUCUUUAGUAGAUUAGGGCAAACCAUAGGUGUAAAUAAGAAAUAAGAAGAUGCUUUUGUUAGUUCAACUAAAGAAAGUAGCGGGAAUGCAGUACUUAGAAAUGGAUAGAUGAGAGAUUUUGAAACUACAACACAUCAUCUUCCCUGACACCACCCUUCCCAACUCCGCCCUCACAAGGACAGCACCCAUUCAGGUCCGGACUUGGUGGCAUUCAGCAGGUUUUUGUCUGCCUCGCACUCUGAACUUGCCAUUUUUUACAUCGUCUCCAUUCCCGUCCUUUACCUUGACUGCAUUUUUGGUUAAUGUCCUGGAAACGGCAGCAGAACCACUGGGAUACAUGGUCCCCGUACUCUGUGUUUGUGUGCGCGCGCGUGCGUGUGUGUGUUUCGGCUUGCAGAGCAUCGCCUGGUAAAUGCAGCCACCCUUCCUUAGAGUAAAAACUACCUCUGCAUCAUGGCAAGUCCUCACUGUCCCGUAACAAGAGCCGCAAGUACCUUGUGAAUGCCAACAAACCCCGGGUUUCUUGCAGCGAUCGUCACACGAAGCAGUGCUUUCGGUGGGGG